GAAGAAGAGAUUACAAACAUAACCUAACUUGAAAUUCCAAUUUUUUAUCUUGAAUCAAUUUUCAGAAAGUAAGAUACUGCUUACAUUCGACACAGUUAUUCUAUGCAAAUCAUUAGCUGACCAACGACAAAAACUAGUUCAUCGUUAUAAGCAAUUUCACAAUGUCAGGUACAAAUCACCCUGCCGAGGCCCCGGAGCACUGUCCGGGAACAGAAAGCGAAAAUGCAGGCAAAGCCUCGGCCUGCGCAGGGUGUCCCAAUCAGAGCAUAUGCGCGGAGGGACCCAAAGCCCCUGAUCCUGGGAUCAAGAAAGUGAAAGACCGACUUUUGACUGUGAAGAAUAAAAUUUUGGUACUGUCCGGAAAGGGGGGCGUAGGGAAAAGCACGGUAACGGCUCUGCUGAGCAGAAAGCUGGCUCACGACGACGAAGAGAGAAAUGUGGCUGUACUGGAUAUUGACGUAUGCGGACCUUCUCAGCCACGACUUUUGGGAGUGAUUGGGGAGCAGGUGCAUGAAUCAGGUUGCGGCUGGUCGACCAUCUUCGUCGAAGACAACCUCUCGGUGAUGUCGCUAGGCUUCCUCCUCGGCUCCGCCGACGACGCUGUCAUCUGGCGCGGUCCUCGCAAGAACGGCAUGAUCUGCAGGUUUCUCUCCGACGUCGACUGGGGCCGCCUCGACUUUCUCUUAAUCGACACGCCGCCCGGUACCUCGGACGAACACCUCUCCGUCGUGACGUACCUUUCCGAGGCGGGAGUCACGGGCGCCGUCGUCGUGACCACCCCCCAGGAGGUGGCUCUGCUCGACGUGCGCAAGGAGAUCGAUUUCUGCCGGAAGGUUGGCGUGCCGGUACUCGGCGUCGUGGAGAAUAUGGCAGAGUUCGUGUGCCCCUCGUGCGAGAAGUCUUCGGAGAUAUUCCCUGCGAGAACAGGAGGAGCUAGUAAGAUGUGCGAGGAGUUGGGGGUGCCGUUCUUCGGGAGUCUGCCUCUCGACCCGAGGGUGACGAGGUGCUGCGACGAGGGAAGGAAUUGCGUCGUGGAGUUGGCCGACUCCCCCGCAGUGCUUGGCGUGGGGAGGAUCGCGGAUAAGUUGGUGAAGGCCUGCCAGAAAUGAACUUUUCUUUGCAAUAACACUUUUUGUUAUAUGUACUGUAUGUUAUAGAUGUUUCAAUAAAGAUAUUUUGGUCAUCAA
Molecule: messenger RNA, 1187 nt
Organism: Leptinotarsa decemlineata (Colorado potato beetle)
Lineage: Eukaryota; Metazoa; Arthropoda; Insecta; Coleoptera; Chrysomelidae
Gene: Nubp1
Product: NUBP iron-sulfur cluster assembly factor 1
Biological process (GO): iron-sulfur cluster assembly
Cellular component (GO): cytosol
Molecular function (GO): ATP binding; 4 iron, 4 sulfur cluster binding; ATP-dependent FeS chaperone activity
Source: RefSeq, a predicted model, not a curated record